GGUUAUCCUUUUGUUUCCGCCUUCCCAAGAGCUGCAACGCCGCCGGCGAUCAGCAAACGGCAAUGUGGGCAACCCCCCGCCAUGGUCUCAUUGGGUUGCCCAAAGCGCAGCCUCCAAGUAGGCAUGUGUUACCGUAGUGAGUAGGUAGGUAGGUAGGUGAGUAUGAUAAAGUAUGAAAGUGCUCCAUAUACGGUACACUACUCGUACAACAACUGUUUGUUGCAGGCUGACGGGCACAGCAUUUCUCAGAGUUCGUUCUGGACAGGGGUUCGCGUCCAUCCAAGCCAAGCCAAGCCCAUCAAGCUUUUGCCAUGGAAAAAACCGGUCUGUACCUACUGAGUAUUGUCUUGGCACUUACACUCACUGUAUUACCUUAGUACAGCGCACUCCGUACUCGGUAGACAACGAUGACGGGCCAGUCUGGACCCAAUGCAUGCAUGUACACACGUCCACACGUCCACGAAUUGCAUGCUGCCACUCGUUCCACCCAUCCACCGUCGUCAUUGUCAUCAUCGCCUUCAUCAUGCUAUCAUGCAUUAGCCAACUACCAGUAGCAGAUCCCCCAACCCAGCAAAUGCGGUAUAUGAUAUCACAGCCCGCCAAUCUCACUGCAGGGGGUAGGCUCUCCCUUCUUCGGGGGUUGCGUCCUCCUUAAUUCACCCGCCUUCCAUUACAUUGUCCUCAGUCUCGCCAACUAGUGUACAUACCUAGUUUGACUACCUAGCCUAGCGUAAAACAACAUUACCUCACCCAACCCUGCCCUCGAAAGAGUCCGGGUGGAUCCGCGACCCGGAAACUAUUAAAC
Molecule: messenger RNA, 805 nt
Organism: Colletotrichum navitas
Lineage: Eukaryota; Fungi; Ascomycota; Sordariomycetes; Glomerellales; Glomerellaceae
Exons: 1
Coding region: 173-655 (160 amino acids)
Source: RefSeq, a predicted model, not a curated record